AUGGCGGACAUGAUGCUCCCGAAGAAGAAGAAACAGAAGACCGUGGGCCUUAUCGAAGGCACGAACGACUACAUCGACGCCUGCCAAGUCCUCCAGAUGUAUCGAAAACAAGCCACGCGUCUGGAUGACCAAGAGCGCGCGGAGCUUGCAAACAUCAUCAGACAGGUCUGUUUGCGAGGUAGAGCACUUACUGUCACGGUCGGAUCAACCAACCCUGUGGCGUUCUCCGUUCAUGAGCAUUUGAUCUGCCACACUUCGGACUAUUUCAAAGCAGCCGUGAAGGCGCACUGGGAGACAUCUACUAGCGGAUCCAUUGCUCUUGACGAAGAAGACGCGGAAAUCUUUGAGAUAUAUCUGCAGUGGCUGUUCUCUGAAAGACUCCCAGUCCGCAAUGACAGUCCUGGACCAGAAGGAAACGCUGAAUACGUACAACUCUCAAAGGCAUAUGCCUUGGGAGAGUUUCUUCAGGAUAUAAAUUUCAAGGACGCUGUGUCGGAUGCCAUUCUGAGCAAAUUCAGCACCGAGGCAUCGGGCGGUCAGUUUUGGUUCCCUAGUGAACCGGUCAUCCGCCGCAUAUAUGAUGGGACUCCGGAACCAUCAGCCGCUCGCCGCCUUCUCGUCGACAUGUACCUGUAUGCUUACCGUGGACGUGGACAUUGGUGGACGCAACCAUGGGUCACUAGGAAAGAUCUGCCUAAACCAUUCCGUGCCGACCUUGCCAUCGCAUUCUAUACAAAGAGACCUCGCCAGUCCAUGCCCUUGUCUCAAGUAGAAGAACGUUGCGCAUAUCAUGAGCAUCAACCUGGUCCAAACAGCUGCUACUUGGACUGCUCAGCGUUGCAGCGCGGUAAGACACCACCGAGCGCAUCUGGUGGUGCCCAGAAGAUUGAAUAA
Molecule: messenger RNA, 894 nt
Organism: Trichoderma aggressivum f. europaeum
Lineage: Eukaryota; Fungi; Ascomycota; Sordariomycetes; Hypocreales; Hypocreaceae
Exons: 2
Coding region: 1-894 (297 amino acids)
Molecular function (GO): protein binding
Source: RefSeq, a predicted model, not a curated record